This is a messenger RNA of Raphanus sativus (radish), 1122 nucleotides long. RefSeq lists its product as uncharacterized. The record is from RefSeq and is a predicted model, not a curated record. The coding region runs from base 133 to 1005 and encodes 290 amino acids. The transcript has 3 exons. Lineage: Eukaryota; Viridiplantae; Streptophyta; Magnoliopsida; Brassicales; Brassicaceae.
AGAGAAAAAAAAAAAGAACAAGAAGACGACGCGUAGUUGGAGUCGGAACGGCGCACUGUUUUAAAUUCACACACCUAGCGAGCGCAAAGUCAAAAACAUUUUUUUUUGUUGUUGUAAACAUCGUCGACUCCGAUGCUGAGCUCCGACAAGCCAAUCGCCUCCACUUGGCUUGACCGUCUCCGCAUAAGCAAAGGACUCUCCACCACCGAAGACGACGAUGCUUCCGGCAAUCCUCUCAGCCUCGACGACUUCCUCCGCCGCAACCACCGUACCGACACCUCCGAUUCUCCUCCAACUCCCUCGGAUCCGGAGCUAACGGAUAGUCCGGCGGAUCCGAAUCCUGGAGAAUGGUACGGCGUGAUGAGCGAUGUGCUCUCGGAGCUUUUCAACUACAGCGGCUCCUCCUCUCGCUCGGGGACGGGGAAGAAGCUUCCGAGGAAACAGUCAAACCCUAAGCAUUGCUCUCCUCCUCAACUGGUGGUCUCGAUUUUUCUCCCCAGAUUCGUCACGGAGAAGAGGAGGAGAAGCGUCGAGGAAGAUGAUGACGUGGAGGAGGAGGAGGAAGGGGAGAAGGAUCUGGUUGGGUUUUCGAGGAGCGAAGUGACGGUGAUCGACACGAGCUUCAAGAUCUGGAAGUCGGAGAAGGUUGUGUUCCGGAGGAGAAGCGUGUGGAAAGUGAGGGACAAGAAGGGUAACUCGCGUGGUGUUGUCUCGUCGAAGACGAAGAAGAAGAAGACGAUCAAGUUGAAGAAGAAGAAGAAGAAGAAGAGGAAAUGCGAUGUGGAUGAUGUUGAAAACGUUAGGAAAAGCAAGAAGAUGAAGCUUUCAAGAUCAGUUUCAGACAACAGUCCACAAUAUUUGAGUGAAGAGAUUCGUGAUGAUCCAGAGAGCAGCAAUGCGAACCGAACCCUCUUGCGUAGAUUACCCUCUAAACCAAGAAGCGUACUACACACUAGCAAGAAGAACGGUGAACCAGAGGCUCGUGGACAUAGGUCAUUGGCUUGAUAUAGCCACUUAUUGCGUUCAAUGUAUAUGAUGAUUCUGCUGUAUGAUUAUUAUGUAACAUUCUUGUUUAUGAAUUGCUAUCAUCUGAAUUAAAGAGGAUCAACUGAUUAAGUCGUA